Messenger RNA from Penicillium robsamsonii, 351 nucleotides. Its product is annotated as transcriptional regulator family: GATA type zinc finger. The record is from RefSeq and is a predicted model, not a curated record. The transcript has 2 exons. Lineage: Eukaryota; Fungi; Ascomycota; Eurotiomycetes; Eurotiales; Aspergillaceae. Bases 1 to 351 code for a protein of 116 amino acids.
AUGUCGGCCGGAUUUCAAUCGACACCUACUUCUCCCUCCACUGUGGCUUCCACCCUCUAUCGGGCGUCGCCCAUCGACCCGGCUCUUAAAUCUCGUUCUUCGCAGGAGCGCGAGUUCCCUUACGACUUGUCCGCCGAUAAUUCAUCCGCUCGUCACGCGUCCAACGGAUCCAUACCGUUUUCUACGACACUACCGGAUAUCAAGAGCGUGACCAAAUUCGGCUCAGGCGAAAUCGACGGAUACCCAGGUUCUUCUGUUAGCACCUCGCUUCCAGGACUAGCAGCUCUGGCCUCGGUCGCUUCAGCACCAACCUCUAAUCUUCGGUUCGUUGAUACCCCAUGCCAGUCCUAA